Messenger RNA from Euleptes europaea (tarantolino), 972 nucleotides. Its product is annotated as matrix metalloproteinase-27-like. The coding region runs from base 1 to 972 and encodes 323 amino acids. NCBI's taxonomy places the organism in Eukaryota, Metazoa, Chordata, Lepidosauria, Squamata, Sphaerodactylidae. The transcript is spliced from 7 exons. Gene Ontology annotation, biological process: collagen catabolic process; extracellular matrix organization; proteolysis. Gene Ontology annotation, molecular function: zinc ion binding; metalloendopeptidase activity. The record is from RefSeq and is a predicted model, not a curated record. Gene Ontology annotation, cellular component: extracellular matrix.
AUGAAGAGCUUAUUGCUCAUUAUUGUCCUCUGCAGAGCACUUUCACGUGCUUGGCCUAUCCUCCCGAGCACUGAACAAGCCAUUCAAAAGGAAACCCAGCUUGCUGAGAAGGUGCAUUCAAACACCUUGAAUGAAACAAGGGUGCGCUGGUGUGGUUUUCCUGAUAUAUCGAAAUACACUGUGAGUUCAGACUAUGCAAGAUGGUACAACCAACUUGUGACGUAUAGAAUUUCGAAGUACACACAACAGAUGCCUCAUGCUGAUGUAGAUAAAAUCUUCAAGCAAGCAUUUGAAGCAUGGAGUAAUGUCACCUGUUUGACCUUCAUGCAGAGUUGGACUGCAUCAGAUAUAGAUAUUGUUUUUGGGGCUGGAAUAACAUACAUAGAUAUAUUACUGUUUGAAGUUCAUACAGAUGAUGAUGCCGAUUGUCCCUUUGAUGAAGAAGACGAUGUGCUGGCUCAUGCUCUGUCAUCUCAGGAUGGUAAAAAAGCUUAUAUGCAUUUUGAUGAGGAUGAAAAAUGGACUAAGGAUUUCACAGGAAUUAACCUUUUAUCAGUUAUAAUCCAUGAAGCUGGCCACGUACUGGGUCUUGACCAUUCAGACAAUAAGAAGGCUAUAAUGUAUAAAAAUUAUGGCGAAACCAGUCCACCAAACUCUGUCCUUCACCAGGAUGAUAUUGAAGGCAUCCAGUCUCUUCAUGGACACAGGUACCGGACUGUCAGAGGGAACCUCACAAAUCUAAGUUCGUCAAACCGUUUUGACACCCUGGGUCUCCCCCAACAGUUAAUUAUCGAUGCAGCUUUUCAUAACCAGGAAACAAACAAAACAUUGUUUUUUGCAGGCGAUAAGUACUGGAGAUUCGAUGAAAUUACAAGGCGUCCGGAGAAGGGCUAUCCCAGGGAGAUAGCAGCUGACUUCUUAGGAAUUGGCUCCAGAGUGGAUGCUGCUUUUCAGUAUAAUGGUAAUCUGUAG